Messenger RNA from Hyla sarda, 2607 nucleotides. It is a transcript of the gene TYW1B, whose product is annotated as tRNA-yW synthesizing protein 1 homolog B. The record is from RefSeq and is a predicted model, not a curated record. NCBI's taxonomy places the organism in Eukaryota, Metazoa, Chordata, Amphibia, Anura, Hylidae. Gene Ontology annotation, biological process: wybutosine biosynthetic process. Gene Ontology annotation, molecular function: 4 iron, 4 sulfur cluster binding; FMN binding; catalytic activity. The transcript is spliced from 16 exons.
AGCGCGGAGUGUUGUGGUGUCUGCUGCCUGCCUCGUGUUAGUGUGGAGCGGAUAGGGCUCAGGAUGAAGGGCAUCAGUAACAUAUUAGUGCUGCUGGUGCCAGGGGCUUGUGUGAGCGCCCAACAAGAGGAAGAUGCAUCUGCUGCACUAUGGGAAUUUCUACAUGCACAUCUGAUGCUGUUAUGGCUCAACAGGUUUUACAUCUAUUCCUGUGCUGCAUUUGGUAUCACUGUCUGGAUCUGCAGUCAUGUCAUCACAGGGAGAAAAAAGAAUCAGGUGGAAGCAUUGUCUCAGAAUGGUACACCCCCAUUAACAAGUAAAGCAAUAACAAAUAAAACGCCUGGUGGAAAUAAGGAGAAGGAAGUCUUUGUUUCUGGAGUCAAGGUUUUCUAUGGAUCCCAAACUGGUACUGCCAAGGGCUUUGCUAGUGCUCUUGCCGAAGAGGUCACUGUUCUGGGCAUUCCUGUGGAAGUUAUUAACAUGAGAGACUAUGAUCCCGAUGACAGUUUGGCGGAAGAGACAACAAGUCGAAGCAUAUGUGUUUUUAUCGUUGCUACUUACACUGAUGGACUGCCUCCUGAAAAUGCAGAAUGGUUCUGCAAAUGGCUAGAAGAAGCCUCCAAUGAUUUUCGCUUUGGAAAAACCUUUCUUAAAGGUUUGAGAUAUGCAGUGUUUGGAUUAGGGAAUUCUGUAUACAGCAGCCAUUACAACACGGUUGGUAAAAAUAUUGACAAGUGGCUGUGGAUGCUGAGUGGCCAGCGGGUCAUGACUCGUGCAGAGGGAGACUGUAAUGUUGUAAAGAGUAAGCAUGGCAGCAUAGAAGCCGACUUCACUGCCUGGAAGGCAAAGUUCUUGAGCAGGUUGGAGGCACUGGUGAUUGGUGAGAAAAAGAAAUGUAGCGGAAAAUGUAAGAAAGGAAAAUGCAAAUCAAAAAGCGAUGAAAUACAUUAUGCAGACAAAGACGAGAACGAACAUGAAGAGUCAGAACAUGAUGGCUCGGAGGAAGAAUUGUAUGAAACAACCAGCGAGUCAGAAUCUGAAAACGAGAAGGAGUCGGGAAGUGGUGGUCUUAUAGAUGUGGAAGAUUUGGGAAAGGCAGUGAGCAGCAUGAGGAAAGCUAAAAGAGACCUGGAUAUCAGUGGAGAGGUGGGAACAGGGAAAUCUGUGCAGAAUUCUGACAAGCAAGCAAAUGAGGAGCCAAGAGAAAUGAUUACACCUGCUCUUCAGGAGGCCCUGACUAAGCAAGUCCAUGCUGAGAGGGCGAGGAGGCUGUUACAAGCACACAUUUUAUGGUAUUGAAAUCACAGAUGUAUGGAAACUACUCCCAGCCUGGCUUGUGCUAACAAAUGUGUUUUUUGCUGGAGACAUCAUACCAAUCCAGUCGGAACGGAAUGGAGGUGGAAGAUGGACCAGCCUGAGAAGAUUGUACAGGAAGCCAUUGAAAAUCACCAACAUAUGAUUAAACAGUUUAGAGGGGUACCGGGGGUAAAGGCAGAUCGAUUUGAGGAAGGCAUGGAAGUCAAGCACUGUGCACUGUCUUUAGUAGGGGAACCCAUUAUGUAUCCUGAGAUUAACAGAUUUCUAAAACUACUUCAUCACAAAGAAAUCUCUAGUUUCCUAGUUACAAAUGCACAGUUCCCAGAAGAAAUAAGAUCACUGGAGCCGGUAACACAGUUGUAUGUUAGUGUGGAUGCAAGUACUAAGGACAGCCUUAAGAAAAUUGAUCGCCCACUCUUUAAGGAUUUUUGGCAAAGAUUCCUUGACAGCUUGAUGGCCUUGGCAGAAAAGCAACAACGAACAGUAUACAGGUUAACCCUUGUUAAGGCAUGGAAUGUGGAUGAGCUGAAAGCAUAUGCAGACCUUGUGAAACUUGGAAAGCCAGACUUCAUAGAAGUUAAGGGUGUGACCUACUGCGGAGAGAGUUCUGCUAGCAAUCUAACCAUGGCAAAUGUACCUUGGCAUGAAGAGGUGGUUAAUUUUGUCCAAGAGUUGGCAAAUAUGCUACCAGAUUAUGAAAUUGCAUGUGAACAUGAACACUCAAAUUGUAUACUGAUUGCUCAUAAAAAGUUCAAGAUAGAAAAUGAAUGGUGGACCUGGAUUGAUUAUGAGAGAUUUCAAGAACUGAUCCGCGCAUAUGAAAAGAGUGGAGGCACAGAGACCUUCACAGCUUUGGACUAUGUUGCAAAAACUCCCAAAUGGGCUCUGUUUGGUUCCACUGAGAGGGGCUUCGAUCCUGUCGAUACACGUUUUCAACGGAAAAAUAAAACGAAGGACAUCUCUGGAUGCUAGCUGACUUCUGUGUUGUCCUUGAUUUUUAAGGUUUCGAAAAAAAAACAUCAAACAUUGCAAUUCUUUAUUUUACUUUAGGUGAAACUCUAUUGUUCAAUUUAUUUCUCAAGCCUUUAGGUCAAACUACAAUACUUUUAGCUUUGGGAAACAAUUACUUUAAUAUUUUAAUUCUUCUUGUUUGACUCUGACUUUUGGGAAAAAUCUUUAAAAAAAAUUAAAUGUUGUACGUGAGGAUUAGAAAAUAAAACCAUGUUUUUGUGAAGGUAUUCAAUAAAGUUCAAGUUUUCUCUUUUUGUAAUAAAAUAAAGGUGCUAUAAA